Linum tenue is the source of this 1525-nucleotide messenger RNA. The record is from the annotation of a GenBank genome assembly. Lineage: Eukaryota; Viridiplantae; Streptophyta; Magnoliopsida; Malpighiales; Linaceae.
AAUCCGUAGUUAUCCUAAAAUCAGCGAAAAGACAAUAUCGUCCUUCUCUCUUGCGGUUCAUGCUGUGGACACAUACAGCUCUCCGGUGGCAAUCGGCAAGGCUCCUUUCCUCCCCUGACCCAACCAUCAUUUAUAGAGGGAGACGCUGCGAUCGCCGACUCACUUCCCUGCCUCCAGAAAUGAUGGCGCUGAUCACCAGGAACUCCGCUUCUCGCCUCCCGCUCCUCCUCGCCAACCACCGCGCUGCCGCCGCCGCUUCUCUUCAUACAACCAUCCCCUCGCUUUCCCCCGAUAACGCGACCAAACCGACCUCUUAUGCUCCGCCGCCUUCCCCGGCCACCUCUUCCCCCGUGGGGCUCUCAAAGACGGCCGAGUUUGUGAUCUCCAAGGUCGACGAUGUCAUUAACUACGUCCGUCGAGGCUCCAUCUGGCCCAUGACUUUCGGGCUCGCUUGCUGCGCUGUGGAAAUGAUGCACACCGGUGCCGCUCGCUACGAUCUGGAUCGAUUUGGGGUUAUUUUCAGGCCUAGCCCUCGCCAGUCCGAUUGUAUGAUUGUCGCUGGUACCCUUACGAACAAAAUGGCCCCUGCUCUUCGCAAGGUGUAUGACCAGAUGCCAGAGCCCAGAUGGGUCAUCUCCAUGGGAAGCUGCGCCAAUGGUGGUGGAUACUAUCACUACUCGUAUUCUGUCGUACGUGGCUGUGACAGGAUUGUCCCUGUGGAUAUCUAUGUCCCAGGUUGCCCUCCAACUGCUGAGGCCCUACUCUAUGGAAUACUUCAGCUGCAGAAGAAGAUCAACAGGCGCAAGGAUUUCAUGCAUUGGUGGACCAAAUAAGACCCUCUCUGAAACACUUCUAGAGGGCAGCUUGGUUACCAGCUUCUAUGGCACCUAAGAAUUCAACGUUGUUUUGCCUUGUCUUCUGUUUAUUAAGUGGUGUGCGAGGAUAGAAAGAUAUUUUCCACCGUUAUUGAUGGCCCUGUUUCCAUAACCUGGGAAAGCCUUCAGCCUCCGGAGCUCUGGAGCUACUAUGCCUUCUCUGGAAAAGAUAUUAUAACUUUGAUUGGCAUGAAAGUGCUUGCAUAUUUGUUCAUCUUUUCCUUUUCUUUUUGCUGUUUCGGCCAGUUACUUGGUUGAUUGUUGUUUAUUACUGAUGCAACUUGGAAUUGGUUUGUGUUGUUAUCUGGAGCAAAUAAAGAGCCCUCUUGUGAUCUGUCCAUCCCUUGGCUUCAAAGUGAAACUAGUAGCUACUCCUGAUUCUGGCUUACCUGUGUGAGCUUGUUGUUGUCCAAGAUAUCGGAUGGAAGGAUUGGUUUAAUUUGUCGGUGUGUGUGGUUUCAUUUCCCGAGUUUUCCUGGCGAUUUCAGAUGACCGAAAGGAUAAACUGGUUUCUUCCCAUUUGCUUAAAGCAUUGGGCAUCAUUUUUGGUUUUGACGAGCUGCUUUACUUCCCUCGCAAAGGGAGGCUGCGAUGAGAUCUGAGCGUGAUAAGUUGUAGCCUUGGAGGUUGGAAAAAUAGUCAAUAAGACG